Molecule: messenger RNA, 955 nt
Organism: Lampris incognitus (smalleye Pacific opah)
Lineage: Eukaryota; Metazoa; Chordata; Actinopteri; Lampriformes; Lampridae
Gene: mapre3a
Product: microtubule-associated protein, RP/EB family, member 3a
Exons: 6
Coding region: 1-828 (275 amino acids)
Biological process (GO): protein localization to microtubule plus-end; spindle assembly; regulation of microtubule polymerization or depolymerization
Cellular component (GO): microtubule organizing center; microtubule plus-end; cytoplasmic microtubule
Molecular function (GO): microtubule plus-end binding
Source: RefSeq, a predicted model, not a curated record
AUGGCAGUGAAUGUGUACGCCACAUCUGUGUCCAUUGACAACCUAAGCCGUCAUGACAUGCUGGCAUGGGUCAACGAUUCAUUGCAACUCACCUACACCAAGAUUGAACAGCUAUGUUCAGGAGCGGCGUAUUGCCAGUUCAUGGACAUGUUGUUUCCAGGUUGUGUCCUUCUGAAGAAGGUCAAAUUUCAAGCCAGGCUGGAACAUGAAUUCAUACACAACUUCAAAGUUCUUCAGGCAGCCUUUAAACGGAUGACUGUUGACAAAAUAAUUCCUGUAGAAAAGCUCGUAAAAGGAAAGUUCCAGGACAACUUUGAAUUCGUGCAAUGGUUUAAGAAGUUCUUCGACGCCAAUUACGACGGAAAGGAGUAUGACCCUCUACUAGCCAGACAGGGGCAGGAGAUGACCCCUCCUCCCAACCCAGGUGAUCACUUUAUCCACAAACCAAAGAGAAACCCAGGACCACAGAGGACAUCUCCAACAGUUCCCAAAAGCACGCCAGUGUCACAGAGAGUCCAGCACAACACUCCAGCAAUGAGGAAGAAUCCAUCUUUGCCUAGAAACGGGGGUGGCGACGCUGAGAUCACAGAACUAAAUCAACAGUUGAUAAAGUUGAAGUUGAAUGUAAACAGACGAGAGAGUGAGAGAGACUUCUACUUUAGCAAACUACGAGACAUUGAGCUGAUCUGCCAGGAACAUGAGAGUGAGAACAACCCCACCCUCUCCAGGAUAUUGGAGAUUCUCUACGCAACAGAGGAUGGCUUUGUUACUCCAAAGGAAGACAACUACCUUGAUGAACAAGCUGACUUGGACCAGGAUGAAUACUGAGCCCAUCAUCUCCCCUCUCUCAUUCCUAAAUGUCUUUAGUCCUCCCCAUCCUACUUUCUCUCCUCAUUUUGUUUUUUUACUUUGUCUCUGCACACAUUCAAUGAACACCCCCCACACACACACACAC